AUGCCUUCACGGGGAGUACCACGAACUAUGCACAACCAACCGAAAGUCAUGCAUAAGAGACAAGGCAGAACAUCGAAUCGCAAAAGGCCCUCACGAAGAGCCCUACCAACUAGAGACAGCCAACUUAGAGUCAUGCGGAAGAGACGAGGCGGGAUAUUACACCGCAGCAUCCUCAAAUAUGCGGACCUCUUCAAUCUGGACGUUAUCCUUAUGGCUCAGGAUAGGAGCAGUGGAGAAUACGAGGUGUUUGAGCCGAAUGAGAAUUGGCCCCCACAUAAAAGACAUCAGGACGUUAGUAAAGAUCUUGAGUCGGCACUGCAGCAGUUAGAGAAGCUGGUCAUACGGACAAGAGCGCCGAAGCCACCCCAGCCUCAAGUGUUACGGUCCUAG
Messenger RNA from Pseudomassariella vexata, 390 nucleotides. RefSeq lists its product as uncharacterized. The transcript is spliced from 2 exons. The record is from RefSeq and is a predicted model, not a curated record. Bases 1 to 390 code for a protein of 129 amino acids. Lineage: Eukaryota; Fungi; Ascomycota; Sordariomycetes; Amphisphaeriales; Pseudomassariaceae.